UGGUGGGAGCCAUUAUACGUCUGUGAGAUUCUCUUCAGCCGUUCAGCGUUUUGGAUUUUUACCUUCUACUGGAUGUUGGUCUGGACGCCUGUUAAAGGUGACCUUCAGCUGAUUGGUUCGUCUCAGCCAAUCACAGCCGCUCCUGGAGAUGACGUCCUCCUGCCAUGUCGGGUGGAUCCUGAGUGGGACGCCGUGGGGAGGACGGUGGAGUGGUCCAGACCGGACCUGCGGGUCCCGGGCAGACAGAGGCGUGUGGAGUACGUGUACGUGUACCGCUUCCAGAAGACGGAGCGAGACAUGAUGAUGGAGACGUACGUCCAGAGGACGUCUCUGUCAGAGGCAGGACUCAAACGUGGAGACGUGUCUCUGACCAUCAGGAACGUGAGCUUGGAGGACGGCGGCAGGUUCAGAUGUUUCAUCCCAAGCCUGAGGAGAGAUGCAGAAGUUCUGCUGGUUGUCGACCCAAACUUUGUUAAAAUGACGACAACAGAACCGGUUCCUGAUAGAAACAUCACCGCUCCAGCCCCACAGGAGGAGACCAUCAGUACCGGACCCCGGUCCAGGCUGCCUCUGUGUUUUGCUGUUAUUUCCUUCAUCAUUUCUCUGAGUUUAAUUUUCAUCUUCACACUUAAAACGAACAAGAAAUUUAAAGAGAAACUCUCUGCCUUAGACUUUCUGAGGGCUCGGAUUCAAACCAGCAACUGCCGCAUCAAGGAAACCCUGGAGAAAAGCUGA
Messenger RNA from Fundulus heteroclitus (mummichog), 735 nucleotides. RefSeq names its product myelin-oligodendrocyte glycoprotein-like. The coding region runs from base 73 to 735 and encodes 220 amino acids. The record is from RefSeq and is a predicted model, not a curated record. Lineage: Eukaryota; Metazoa; Chordata; Actinopteri; Cyprinodontiformes; Fundulidae. The transcript has 6 exons.